AUGACUAGAAGACGAGGGAAAAAGAAUAAGAAAACAGUUCAAGUGAUGGAACCUGUCGAAUCGAAAUCUCCUCCUAGCCAACACCAUGCAGAUGAAGUAGAUGAUGAUCUCGAAAAAGCAAAAAAGGAAUUGGAAGAUGUUCAGAAAGAAUUGACGGCAGAGCGGGAGAAUCACGAAAAGUUGAUUAAAUAUAACGAUGAUUAG
Caenorhabditis remanei is the source of this 204-nucleotide messenger RNA. RefSeq lists its product as uncharacterized. The record is from RefSeq and is a predicted model, not a curated record. The transcript has a single exon. Bases 1 to 204 code for a protein of 67 amino acids. NCBI's taxonomy places the organism in Eukaryota, Metazoa, Nematoda, Chromadorea, Rhabditida, Rhabditidae.